AUGAGUGACGCUGCAGAGAUCCUAAAAUCAGUCAAGAUGGGUUUAAAUGUCGUCAUAUUUCUUCUGAACACUGAUCGAGGCCUACAAGCGACUGAGUUAUGCAAUGAAUGUGUAAUUCUACUUCAAAACCUUGACUCUGGUAGUCACCUUGAUAUCUCCGAUGUACUAUUCAAUGCGUAUUACGCCAUCUCUGGUUACGCAGAUGCAGAAAGACAUGCCACCAAACUUCUUGACACAUUUAACCAUGCUUGGAGACUAAACAUAAAACUGGCAGACAAAUAUGAAGCACAAAGCCGGUUUGUGGAGGCCAAGCAACUCUUUAAAUGCGCACUCACCAUCGUGAAAACAAUUGGUCCCAAAAGAGAAGAAGGACUGGCUCAUAGCAGACUUGGAAAUGUCUGUGCUACACUCAGUAAAUAUCAGAAGGCUAAAGAAUAUCACGAGAAAGCACUUGCCAUCGCGAUAGAAAUUGGCGACAGAAGCACAGAAGGAACAGCAUACGGGAACCUCGGAAGUGUGUUUUAUUCCCUUGGCGAAUAUCAGAAUGCUAAAGAAUAUCACGAGAAAGCACUUGCCAUCGCGAUAGAAAUUGGCGACAGAAGCACAGAAGGAACAGCAUACGGGAACCUCGGAAGUGUGUUUAAUUCCCUUGGCGAAUAUCAGAAUGCUAAAGAAUAUCACGAGAAAGCACUUGCCAUCGCGAUAGAAAUUGGCGACAGAAGCACAGAAGGAACAACAUACGGGAACCUCGGAAGUGUGUUUUAUUCCCUUGGCGAAUAUCAGAAUGCUAAAGAAUAUCACGAGAAAGCACUUGCCAUCGAGAUAGAAAUUGGCGACAGAAGAGGAGAAGGAGCAAAAUACGUGAACCUCGGAAAUGUGUUUUAUUCCCUUGGCGAAUAUCAGAAUGCUAAAGAAUAUCACGAGAAAGCACUUGCCAUCGCGAUAGAAAUUGGCGACAGAAGCACAGAAGGAACAACAUACGGGAACCUCGGAAGUGUGUUUUAUUCCCUUGGCGAAUAUCAGAAUGCUAAAGAAUAUCACGAGAAAGCACUUGCCAUCGAUAUAGAAAUUGGCAACAGAAGAGGAGAAGGAGCAAGAUACGUGAACCUCGGAAAUGUGUUUUAUUCCCUUGGCGAAUAUCAGAAUGCUAAAGAAUAUCACAAGAAAGCACUUGCCAUCGCGAUAGAAAUUGGCGACAGAAGAGGAGAAGGAACAACAUACGGGAACCUCGGAAAUGUGUUUUAUUCCCUUGGCGAAUAUCAGAAUGCUAAAGAAUAUUACGAGAAAGCACUUGCCAUCGCGAUAGAAAUUGGCGACAGAAGAGGAAAAGGAGCAAGAUACGUGAACCUCGGAACUGUGUUUUCUACCCUUGGCGAAUAUCAGAAUGCUAAAGAAUAUUACGAGAAAGCACUUGCCAUCGCGAUAGAAAUUGGCGACAGAAGCACAGAAGGAACAACAUACGGGAACCUCGGAAAUGUGUUUGAUUCCCUCGGCGAAUAUCAGAAUGCUAAAGAAUACCACGAGAAAGCACUUGCCAUCGCGAUAGAAAUUGGCGACAGAAGCACAGUAGGAUCAGUAUACGGGAACCUCGGAAAUGUGUUUUCUUCCCUUGGAGAAUAUCAGAAUGCUAAAGAAUAUUGCGAGAAAGCACUUGCCAUCGCGAUAGAAAUUGGCGACAGAAGAGGAGAAGGAGCAGGAUACAAGAUCCUCGGAAAUGUGUUUGAUUACCUUAGCGAAUAUCAGAAUGCUAAAGAAUAUCACGAGAAAGCACUUGCCAUCGCGAUAGAAAUUGGCGACAGAAGCACAGUAGGAACAGUAUACGGGAACCUCGGAAAUGUGUUUUAUUCCCUUGGCGAAUAUCAGAGUGCUAAAGAAUAUCACGAGAAAGCCCUUGCCAUCAAGAUAGAAAUUGGCGACAGAAGAGGAGAAGGAGCAAGAUACGUGAACCUCGGAAAUGUGUUUGAUUCCCUUGGCGAAUAUCAGAAUGCUAAAGAAUAUUACGAGAAAGCACUUGCCAUCGCGAUAGAAAUUGGCGACAGAAGCACAGAAGGAACAGCAUACGGGAACCUCGGAAGUGUGUUUUAUUCCCUUGGCGAAUAUCAGAAUGCUAAAGAAUAUCACGAGAAAGCACUUGCCAUCGCGAUAGAAAUUGGCGACAGAAGAGGAGAAGGAACAACAUACGGGAACCUCGGAAAUGUGUUUUAUUCCCUUGGCGAAUAUCAGAAUGCUAAAGAAUAUCACGAGAAAGCACUUGCCAUCGCGAUAGAAAUUGGCGACAGAAGAGGAGAAGGAACAACAUACGGGAACCUCGGAAAUGUGUUUUAUUCCCUUGGCGAAUAUCAGAAUGCUAAAGAAUACCACGAGAAAGCACUUGCCAUCGCGAUAGAAAUUGGCGACAGAAGCACAGAAGGAACAACAUACGGGAACCUCGGAAAUGUGUUUUAUUCCCUUGGCGAAUAUCAGAAUGCUAAAGAAUACCACGAGAAAGCACUUGCCAUCGCGAUAGAAAUUGGCGACAGAAGAGGAGAAGGAGUAAGAUACGGGAACCUCGGAAGUGUGUUUCAUUCCCUUGGCGAAUAUCAGAAUGCUAAAGAAUACCACGAGAAAGCACUUGCCAUCGCGAUAGAAAUUGGCGACAGAAGAGGAGAAGGAGUAAGAUACAGGAAACUCGGAAGUGUGUUUUAUUCCCUUGGCGAAUAUCAGAAUGCUAAAGAAUACUACGAGAAAGCACUUGCCAUCGCGAUAGAAAUUGGCGACAGAGGAAGUGAAGGUUUGGCAUACUUCAACCUUGGAAUGGUGUUCUGGAAUCUUAAAAAAAAUCGGCAAGCUAAAGAACAUUUGGACAAAGCAGUCGGCGUCAGUAUUGCAAUUGGUAACAGAGAGCUUGAAGCCAGAGCUACUGUGAGUUUGGGACAUGUCUUUGAUUCUGUAAAUGACAGUCAGAAGGCAAAAGAACAUUGUGAGAAGGCGCUUACAAUCAACAGAGAAUGUGGCAAUAGAGAGUGCGAAGCACAAGUAUACCUAAGCGUUGGACGUCUAUUCCAAUCUUUUGAUGAAUAUGAUAAGGCAGCAUAUUAUUUACAGAAAGCUUGUUCCAUAAGCAGCGAAAUUGGACACAAAAUGACUGAGUUUCAAAGCCUUCUCCAUAUUACAGAGUUAAAGAUAUCGCAGUUCGAGGUUGUGGAGGCAUUGGAAUAUCUUUUCCAAGGUAUUGAAAAAUAUGAACAAAUAAGAACUCUUCAGAAAGGAAACAGUGGAUUUGAAAUUUCUCUGUUGGAGCAUCGCGGUACUUUUCCCUACAAGUUACUCACUCACCUCCUUUGUGAUACUGGAAAAUUUCAAGAUGCUCUCUAUGUUGAGGAGCUGGGACGAGCAAGAGUCCUCGCACAACUCAUGGCAGACAAGUACUCCUCUGAAAGCCACAUCUCAGCUGAUCCACGAUCAUGGUUCGGGAUUGAAAACAUCGCGAGAAGAGAAAGUAACUGUGUUUUUUUGUACAUUUCGUAUGAAGAUCGGCAAGUUCUUCUCUGGGUAUUGAAAGCAAAUGGAGACAUUUUCUUUCGAAAAACAGACCAAGUGAAAAUAGACACUCUUAUAGCUGAGCAAGUUUGUGAAGUGGAAGGAGUUUUCAAAAAGAGCGCCAAAUGCUUUGGUGUUUUACCCGCAGCGAACUGCGAAGACCGAUCGCUGGAUGACAAGGUGACGACAUCUCUUCAUGAAGAGAGCCAAGCAAAUUUGCGAGGUGACGAAACCAAAGGUACCGGACGAAGUCAUUAUUUGUGCUACGAAUGGAUCGUCGCACCUGUGGCAGAUUUACUCACAGAGCCCGAAAUCAUCAUUGUACCGGAUCGUUUCUCGUAUCGAGUCCCAUUUGCUGCCUUGCGUGAUGAACAAGCCGGAAAGUAUUUAUCGGAGAAGUACAGAAUACGCAUCGUCCCUUCACUGACAACUCUCCGGCUCAUUCAAGAAUCUCCAGCAGACUAUCACAGUCAAACUGGCGGACUGAUUGUGGGUGAUCCUACGGUUGGCAAAGUGCAAUACAAUGGACGUCUCAUUGACAUUCAACCAUUGUUCUGUGCAAGUAAGGAAGCAGAGAUGGUUGGCCAACUGCUGGGAGUUCAGCCUUUACUGGGAAGUCGCGCAACAAAGCAGGCGGUUCUUCAAGAAAUACCUUCAGUGAGUCUGAUACAUCUUGCCGCACAUGGAGAUCCCGAAAGAGGAGAGAUUGCCCUCUCUCCUCAAUGUACUACUAACAGUACUCCACAAGAGGAAGACUACCUCCUGACAAUGUCCGACAUUGAAGGAGUUCAAGUACGAGCUAAACUGGUAGUACUCAGCUGUUGUCACAGUGGGCGUGGAUUGGUUAAAAAAGAAGGAGUUAUUGGAAUCGCUCGGGCAUUCUUAGCAUCUGGUGCACGUUCAGUGUUGGUAGCAUCGUGGGCUAUAGAAGACAAAGCAACGGCGAAGCUCAUGAAACAUUUCUAUAAACACCUUGUGCGUGGAGAAAGUGCCAGUGAAUCUCUUCACCAGGCCGUUCAAUGGUUGAGAAGCAAUGGAUUCUCCAAACCUUCCCAAUGGGCUCCGUUUGUGUUGAUGGGGGAUAACGUGACAUUUGAUUUUAUGAAAAAAGGGUAAGUCUGAUUAGAAUGAGCAAUUUUCUAUAAUAAAUAACAAUAAAUCGACAAUCUUAAAGUCACUUUCGUAUCAAGCAUGGUAUUUUCGACAAGUUUGGACAAUCAUGGCCGAUGGCAUUGAAGAAGAAAGUAAUUUAUUUAAUUGGAAAUCUGUCCUGUUUACUUUAAAGAUGAAAUAGCGACAAAUUUUUAUAAUGUUUUUUUUAGGAAAGAAGAACUCGAGGAGGACAACAACGAGGCGGAGAAGAAACAGAGUGACUACUGAUCCUACACAAAGAUUCUUCUUCCUAAACAUUGUCGUUCAAUGAACACUGGUAUUACUUUGCGAAGACAUUUUCAAUUUUUUUAUUUAGUCAAGUAGUAGAUGUUGGGUGCUUUUGUAGACAGGACUUAAUCGAAAAUGCGAAAACUGAACGCAGGAAAUUAGCUUAAUGUAAAAAAAUGUAAGAAUGUGGCAAAGUUUCGUCAAAACUCAAAAUUAAUCCUUGAUUUAAAUCAUUAUCAGGUUCUGUUUUCAAUUCUCCCGCUGCACGCACACGUGAUCAUUAAAGAGUGAUUAAGACUGUUCACAGGUGCAGGAGAUGAUAACAUAACAAACUAACGGAAGAGGGAACAAAAAGUGCCGAGACACUGAAGACACAAUCAAAAAAAAAGAGAAGGUGAUUGUGUAAAAAUCAGACAGAGAAGAGAAAAAUGCUUGAGAAUUACCGCAAAAAUCAAACAGUGUUGAGAACAGGGCGCUACAUGUUAAUCUAAAAGUGAAGUGGAGAAGAGAACAAACAGAGUACAAUAUACUAAAAGAAAAGUAUUAACAAAUAGAGAAGAAGAGAAACGGUGAGCGAAUUAUUGAGAUAAAAUUAGGAGAAAACAUUGCGCGAGAUACUAACGUCAAACAGAAGAGUGCGAACAGUUCGUAGGAUAUGAACGUGACAAUCAGCCAGAACUAACCCUUUAACUCCCAAGAUCUCAUAGUAUUUCUCCCUACUGUCUGCCAUAAAAUACUCAUGAUUUCAAUUUGGAGAAUUUGGUAUUGGAUCAGCCCGUAGUUCCCUAAUCGAGUUUUCUUCUUUAUUCUCCUCACUUGUCUGCUUGAUUCUGUGUUGAUAUUGUGAGGAGAAAUUCUGUCUUGGUCACUCAUGGGAGUUAAAGGGUUAAGGAAAAGAACAGAGGGCUCGAUUCUAAUAUAGGAAAGAAAUUUAAGUUAAAACAAACAGUGAAGUAGAUAUUAAUUAGGAAAUCAAAUCGGAGGAGAGAACGAGCUAUGCACAAGAUUCAACUGAACAAAACUACCAAACAGAGCAGUAAAAAAAACCAGUUCUCAAUAUAAUCGAAACAAUCAAAGUAAAAAGAAGAAACAGUGGACUGGACAAACAGUAAAAUCAUAGGCAUGCAAUGCAUGCAAUACAUGCAAGAGUUGUUUUUAAGGCUGGAUGAGUUAAGGUGUGACACUGUG
Messenger RNA from Pocillopora meandrina, 6087 nucleotides. Lineage: Eukaryota; Metazoa; Cnidaria; Anthozoa; Scleractinia; Pocilloporidae. The record is from the annotation of a GenBank genome assembly.